Molecule: messenger RNA, 3850 nt
Organism: Myotis myotis
Lineage: Eukaryota; Metazoa; Chordata; Mammalia; Chiroptera; Vespertilionidae
Gene: ACSL6
Product: acyl-CoA synthetase long chain family member 6
Exons: 22
Coding region: 287-2461 (724 amino acids)
Biological process (GO): very long-chain fatty acid metabolic process; long-chain fatty-acyl-CoA biosynthetic process; long-chain fatty acid metabolic process
Cellular component (GO): endoplasmic reticulum; membrane
Molecular function (GO): arachidonate-CoA ligase activity
Source: RefSeq, a predicted model, not a curated record
GCGCGGCGGCUGCUGGGCUGCGGAGCUGCGGGGCCGUGGGCCAGGGAGGCUGUGCCGGGCCAGGCCGGCCCCGCGGACGGACAUGCUGACCUUCUUCCUGGUCUCGGGGGGCUCUCUCUGGCUGUUCGCGGGUCAGACAGCAGGGAAGCCUGCGACCUGUGAAGCCCCCUUUCCAUCUGAAGUGUCCUUUCUCCUCCUCCCCGGGGCGUGAGCUCUCUGCACACAGUGUGGCCCCAACUAAUAACAGGAAGAUCUGAGGAGAGAAGCAACUGGCUGGUCAUCAGAGAUGGGCACUUUUUUGGGCGGAGAGGCUGACGAGGCCCGUUUCUCCUGGAUUGCAGAGUUCAUUCUCUUGCUUCUGGAGAAGAUGCAGACACAAGAGAUUCUGAGGAUGCUGCGGCUGUCUGAGCUGGGCGACUUGGGCCAGUUCUUCCACAGUCUUUCAGCCACCACCCUCAUGAGCAUGGGCGCCCUGGCCGCCAUCCUUGCCUACUGGUUCACUCACCGGCCCAAGGCCUUGCAACCACCGUGCAACCUCCUGAUGCAGUCAGAGGAAGUGGAGGGCAGUGGUGGGGCCCGGCGAUCCGUGAUUGGGGAUGGCCCUCAGCUGCUCACCCACUACUACGAUGAUGCCAGGACCAUGUACCAGGUGUUCCGUCGUGGGCUUAGCAUCUCAGGGAAUGGACCGUGUCUUGGCUUCAGGAAGCCCAAGCAGCCUUAUCAGUGGCUGUCCUACCAGGAGGUGGCCAACAGGGCUGAAUUUCUAGGGUCCGGACUUCUCCAGCACAAUUGUAAAGCAUGUACAGAUCAGUUUAUUGGUGUUUUUGCACAAAAUAGACCAGAGUGGAUCAUCGCAGAGCUUGCCUGCUACACGUAUUCUAUGGUGGUGGUCCCGCUCUAUGAUACCCUGGGCCCUGGGGCUAUCCGCUACAUCAUCAACACAGCUGACAUCAGCACCGUGAUAGUGGACAAACCUCAGAAGGCCCAGCUCCUGCUGGAGCAUGUGGAGAGGAAGACGAUUCCAGGACUCAAGAUGAUCAUCCUCAUGGACCCGUUUGAGGAAGCUCUGAAAGACAGAGGGCAGGGGUGCGGAGUGGUCAUUAAGUCCAUGCAGGCUGUGGAGGAGUGCGGCCAACAGAAUCUUCACGUUCCUGUGCCCCCAAAUCCCAGUGACCUCUCCAUUGUGUGUUUCACAAGCGGCACAACAGGGAACCCAAAAGGUGCAAUGCUGACCCAUGGGAACGUGGUGGCUGAUUUCUCAGGCUUUCUGAAAGUGACAGAGAAAGUGAUCUUUCCGAGACAGGACGAUGUGCUCAUCUCCUUCCUGCCUCUGGCUCACAUGUUUGAGAGAGUGAUCCAGUCUGUUGUCUACUGCCACGGAGGGCGCGUCGGCUUCUUCCAGGGAGACAUCCGUCUCCUCUCAGAUGACAUGAAGGCUCUACGCCCCACCAUCUUCCCUGUGGUCCCACGACUGCUGAACCGGAUGUACGACAAGAUCUUCAGCCAGGCAAACACACCACUGAAGCGCUGGCUCCUGGAGUUUGCAGCAAAGCGUAAACAGGCUGAAGUCCGGAGCGGAAUCAUCAGGAACGAUAGUAUCUGGGAUGAGCUCUUCUUUAAUAAGAUUCAGGCCAGCCUUGGUGGGUGUGUGCGAAUGAUUGUGACUGGAGCAGCCCCCGCUUCACCAACAGUCCUGGGAUUCCUUCGGGCAGCUUUGGGGUGCCAGGUUUAUGAAGGUUACGGCCAAACUGAGUGCACAGCUGGAUGUACCUUCACCACACCUGGGGACUGGACCUCAGGGCACGUGGGGGCGCCUCUGCCCUGCAAUCACAUCAAGCUCGUCGACGUCGUGGAACUGAACUAUUGGACCCACAAAGGAGAGGGAGAGAUAUGUGUGAGAGGACCAAAUGUGUUCAAAGGUUACCUGAAAGAUCCAGACAAGACAAAGGAGGCCCUGGACAGCGACGGCUGGCUCCACACUGGAGACAUUGGGCAGUGGCUGCCGGCGGGAACUCUUAAAAUUAUUGAUCGGAAGAAGCACAUAUUUAAACUUGCUCAGGGAGAAUAUGUUGCACCUGAGAAGAUUGAGAACAUCUAUACCCGGAGUGAGCCUGUGGCACAAACCUAUGUCCAUGGGGACAGCUUACAGGCCUUUUUGGUGGGCAUUGUUGUGCCUGACCCUGAAGUCAUGCCCUCCUGGGCACAGAAGAGAGGAAUUGAAGGGACAUACUCAGAGCUCUGUGUAAAUAAGGAGCUGAAGAAAGCCAUUUUGGAAGAUAUGGUGAGGUUAGGAAAAGAAAGUGGACUCCAUUCUUUUGAACAGGUAAAAGCCAUUCACAUCCAUUCUGACAUGUUCUCAGUUCAAAAUGGCUUGCUGACACCAACACUAAAGGCUAAGAGACCUGAGCUGAGAGAGUACUUCAAAACACAAAUACAAGCGCUCUACUCAACCUCCAUGUGAAGUUCAAGGCAAGUUCUGCUCAGUACAAUGGACUGUGUAGCAAUAUUAUAAUUAUUCAUGAAAGUAAUGAGUCAGAAUGACGCAGCUGAAAAUGAAUAAGCACGUGACUACGACUGAGCCUUUUCCUGUCCCAAGAUGUCUUUAACAAUAUUUUCUCUAUCAUCACUGAGUACACUUUAUUUUUAUUAAAAUGAUAUUGUAGCAAGCUGCUAAAAAUAUUGCAAAUGGCAAUGUAAAAAUCAAGACUUUUCUCAAGAACGAUGUACCACUAAAAGAAAUAUAUUCUCAAUGUUCAUAGCACUCCUAUUAAACAUAAAGAAAAAAAAUAACUGAUAUAUUGUACUUAAUUACUUGUGGACUAGAAACCAGAUACAGCAAAUAUCCAGGCAAUGUGGACUACCUCAUUCAAUAACCGAUUGUCAAAAUCAUAAUUAAAUCAGAUUUAAAAAUUAAAACUAGGUGUGCAGAAUCAUAUUAAAGUGAAAUGUCAUAACUCACAUUCUACAUAACUAGAUUCUUCAAACAUGACAAUCCUUGUUGAUGUGAAAAAAAAUGUUUUCUCUCUAAUUUUUAUGUUUAUUCAUAAAAAAUGCAAAUUCAGAUAUUCUUAAAACUAAUGUUAUAUUUAUAUAACAUGUCACAAAAAUCUUUCAAAACAUUUUCUCAUUUAUAAGCUCAUUAAAAUAUUCAGAAACAACCUAGAAAAAAUGUAAUGUAUAACUACUUCAAGAAUAGUAUGUGUACAUUUUUGGACUUCUUACCACAUUAAUUCUAAAAGCUGUCUGUUGACUCUACAAUGAAUGGACCUGUGGAGAAGAUGUGGGAAGAGAAACCCAGAAUUAUUUCUCAGGGUGGGCAGCAAUUAAUCUAACUAUGUUCCUUGCUGGGUUCUUCCAGUCUUCCAUGUUCAAUAUGUCCAUGUUUGGCCUGGGAAACCCCAAAUGGCUAAAAUUCUGAACAAUUUCACUUUCUUUCAGUAAGACUAUGAAGGCAUGAUGUCAGGAGAAAGGAAUGUUAUUUCCAAGUAAAGUAAUUUUUCCACAACAUAAUUUUGAAUAACCUCUUCAAAAUAUCCCAUGGAAAACUUUUCAGUCCAUCAUAGAUAAACGUCUGCUUGGGGCAUAAUUCCAUUCAUAAAACCUGAAAUGCUUCUAAGCUUAACCACAAAAACCUCCUCUCUUGCAUUAUGUAUUUAGACACUUCUUGCACCUGGGUGUCAACAAUUUCACAUAAUUAAAGCCCAGCAUGAGCAGCAAUUAAGGUCCAAGCUACAGACAGAGCAUCUGCACAGGGAAAUGUCCCUAGGAAAGUGUUUUAUUUUUUAUGCUUUAUUUUAUUUUGUUUAUUUUAGAGAGAGGGAAAGGGGGGGGAGAGAGAGAGAGAGAGAGA